Molecule: messenger RNA, 554 nt
Organism: Spodoptera litura
Lineage: Eukaryota; Metazoa; Arthropoda; Insecta; Lepidoptera; Noctuidae
Source: RefSeq, a predicted model, not a curated record
UUUUAUUAAAACAGGUGCCUUGAUGGUGCUCUCAAAAUUUUGCUAAAAUUUUUGUGUAUGUGUCUGCGUACAGGAAAAUGGCAGAAAGUCCUUCUAAGGACACUCGAUCUGUUUCUAACAAGAAAGGACCCUGCCCUUGGCUGUGUGAUUUAGUCCCCUCGAACCUUCCACCGCCUGGACCAGCCCAGACAGUCUUACACCCUCGAAAGGAUGUCUUUGUUCUGAAGGUGGCUAAAGUAGGGCCUACUGGAGAUCGACGUUGUAAAAUGGAACUUGAAUUAGUGACGCCGAAGGGACCCGAAAAGAAACCACCAUGUCGAAUAGACACCAGAGAAACUCAGUGCGAACCAGAUCCACCACCGUGUACAUGUUGUACGAAGCCGAAAAAGAAGGGAAAAAGUUAAGACGCCUCGAAAAUAAAAAUCUAUUCUUCGCAAAAUUUUAAUAGAACUUACAUGAAAUACGUAUAUCUUACAUCAAAUAACCCUUCAAGACUUGUGUUUUAGAAAAAAUUGCUGAAAAUAAACCCCAUUAAACAUGAAUAACUAACUGUU